GUUGCAAUAUUGGCACUUAGGUUUCCAGCAAAGAUGAAUCUUCUAAUUUUAUUGAUUUUUGCGGGUCUUCGAGCGGCCAUCGCCACCGAUAUAACCUUCCGAAAUCACUCUUGCGUCCCAACCGGAUUCUCUAAGGUGUGCUUCCUGGACAGAAUAAGCUACAACUCUCAUGAUCAACGCGUGAUCCACCGCUUCCCUGCUAACCUCACGCAUGUACGACUGGGGGGUGAAGUCGUAAUGUUUCGUGAUUUCAAAAUUCAACACUUUGAUACCAAGCUGUACGGCAUGAUGGGCAAACCUCGCACCCUGGAGGUGAUCAACCUAUGGGUAAGGACUAUCCAACUGCCGAGAACAGUUCAGCAUGCAGACUUCCGGAGAAAUAUAUUAGAUCAGUUCGAGGUGGAACCCGGUGAAGACGCUCCCUUGUUAACAUACUUGCACCUAGGCAAUAACUGGCUAAGCAACAUUGCAAAUCUCAGUGUUUUAGUAAAUCUUGAAGUGCUACUGCUGCAAAACAACCACAUCGAACACAUUGAUCACUCAACCAUGCAGAACCUAACCAAGCUGAGGCACCUAGAUCUGACCCACAACUUCCUCACUCAGUUCUCCACGCAAGUUUUCCCAAAAAGCCUAACCUAUCUAAGUCUGAACUCCAACGAAAUCAAACUCCUCAACUACGACGGCCUAUACUUCCCCCCGCUAUUAACCCUCAACCUGGAACGCAACGACCUCCCCUCGAUCGAUGCAUCCGCAUUGAUCCUGGCGAUGCCCAAGUUAAAAAUGGUCCGCUUCGGAGGGAACCCAAUCGAUCCGAACGAGUUCCGCCUAGCAGUUCAGCAGUUCCGGAAGCAUAACGUGAGCGUCAACGGUGAGGCGGAUGAGGUGGCUUGUUUGUACAAGGAGGAAGUUGUCGAAGGAGUUUGCGUGCGGUUGGCCCCGCCACGGAACGUUAUUCGUGAGAUUUUGCUCAGCUUGGUGGUGGUCUUGGUGGUGAUCGCGAUGGUGGUGACGGUUUGGUGGGUUUUCGUGACGAUUAAUAAAAAGUGCUAGAAUAUUUAA
Molecule: messenger RNA, 1059 nt
Organism: Culex quinquefasciatus (southern house mosquito)
Lineage: Eukaryota; Metazoa; Arthropoda; Insecta; Diptera; Culicidae
Exons: 2
Coding region: 34-1050 (338 amino acids)
Cellular component (GO): extracellular matrix
Molecular function (GO): protein binding
Source: RefSeq, a predicted model, not a curated record